AUGACCGCCCAGACUUUUCGUCAGAUCUCAACUCAUAAUCUCAAGACAUUCCGCCGCAAUUAUGUGUCGGAGAUUUCGGGAUCGCUCGGCGAUCUCGGAACCUUUCUCCCCAUCGCCAUAGCUCUGGCCAUCAACGGUACCGUCUCGCUGUCCAGCACCCUCAUCUUCUCGGGGCUCUUCAAUAUUUUGACCGGUCUGUUCUUCGGCAUCCCACUUCCUGUGCAGCCUAUGAAAGCAAUUGCCGCUGUAGCAAUCGCCAGAUCCUUCAACAAUGGCACCAUUGCCGCCGCCGGAAUCUUCGUCGGCGCGUGUAUUUUAAUAUUCAGCGUCACUGGCCUUCUUCACUGGUUCGCAGACGUGAUUCCUAUCCCCGUCAUCAAGGGUAUCCAGGUCGGAGCUGGCUUAUCCCUUGUCAUCGCAUCUUGCGGGAAUAUCCUGUCGUCCCUUGGAUGGGUCGGGCCGUCAUGGGCGGAUAACCGGAUCUGGGCCAUCGCGGCGUUCGUCUUCCUCAUCAUUACCAAUGUCUACCGCAAGUGCACUGGUAGCCGACUUGCCGUCUCUCACGUUCUGGCAUCCUUAUACCGUCGUCCCCACUCCCGAACAGUGUCCGUGGGUGCUCUUGAUGCAGGUGUCGGGCAGAUUCCGCUCACGACGCUGAACUCCAUCGUUGCUGUCGUGCAUCUUGCGGGCGACCUGAUCCCGAACGUACGUACGCCUUCAGUCACGUCUAUCGGGCUCAGCGUUGCCGCAAUGAACUUGAUAGGCUGUUGGUUCGGCGCCAUGCCUGUUUGUCACGGUUCUGGCGGGCUGGCAGCCCAGUACCGAUUCGGGGCUCGGUCUGGCUCCAGCGUGAUUUUCCUGGGCUUCCUGAAGCUGGUGAUUGGUAUCUUUUUCGGUGAAAGUCUGGUGGGCCUGUUGAAACGGUUCCCUUCGGCGCUGUUGGGGGUGAUGGUGAUUGCUGCAGGACUGGAGCUGGUCAGCGUGGGAGAGAGUCUCAAUACCACGGGGGCCCGGGAUAUUAUGAAGGCCAGUUUUGGAAUUUUGGGUGAUGCCAGGCAAGAUAUUGCGCCGAUGCUCAGUGAUGCAGACCGCAAGAGACGAUGGACGGUUAUGAUGGUCACCGUGGGGCUGCUGGUUGGGUUUAAGAAUGAUGCGAUUGGAUUCCUGGCCGGUAUUUUGUGCCACGUCGGCUAUGAGCUGCCUGGUCUCUGGGCAAAAGUACGAAAUCGGUGGAACGAGGGUCGGGUCAGAUUACCAUGA
Messenger RNA from Aspergillus nomiae NRRL 13137, 1260 nucleotides. Its product is annotated as putative sulfate/molybdate transporter. The record is from RefSeq and is a predicted model, not a curated record. Gene Ontology annotation, biological process: molybdate ion transport. Bases 1 to 1260 code for a protein of 419 amino acids. The transcript is spliced from 2 exons. Gene Ontology annotation, molecular function: molybdate ion transmembrane transporter activity. Lineage: Eukaryota; Fungi; Ascomycota; Eurotiomycetes; Eurotiales; Aspergillaceae.